Messenger RNA from Colossoma macropomum (tambaqui), 5202 nucleotides. RefSeq names its product vascular endothelial zinc finger 1b (gene vezf1b). The coding region runs from base 202 to 1593 and encodes 463 amino acids. NCBI's taxonomy places the organism in Eukaryota, Metazoa, Chordata, Actinopteri, Characiformes, Serrasalmidae. Gene Ontology annotation, biological process: regulation of transcription by RNA polymerase II. Gene Ontology annotation, molecular function: DNA-binding transcription factor activity; RNA polymerase II cis-regulatory region sequence-specific DNA binding. The record is from RefSeq and is a predicted model, not a curated record. The transcript is spliced from 5 exons.
GAGAGUCUAAAUGAGCCGCAGUCGGUGCGGCUGCGGGCUGUAGACUGUGCUGUGAGCUCCGCUCUGUUGGUCUCCGUCUCUCCUCCACUCUGACUCUGACGGUCCCCCCGAAGGGUUACAGGAAGUUGGAGCCGCUGCCAUGUUUAGCUGCUUUGUUGUAGAUUUCUUGUAGGUUUCCUGCAGAUUUUUUUAAGUGUUGCAAUGGAGCCGAGCUGGAGUUCAUUUUUAUUUCAGCAGGCAAAUGAAGCGCUACACCACCAGCACCAGGUGGGUCAGAACAGCCUGCUGCCCCUGCUCAACUCUGGAGCUGAACCACAAGACCAGAAGCCUGUGCUGCCCAUCCCGCUGGACCAGAAGCCUCCAGUCAGUGCCACAGAGCUCCUUAAGGACAAUGUGGCCAGUGGGGCGGGUGGAGGUGGGGGAGGAGGAGGCGGUCCAGGUGGAGGGGGUCCGGUGGUGGUCAAAAAAGAGCCCAAAUCCAAGACCCCCUUUAUUUGCGGCUAUUGUAACAAGGCCUUCCGGGACAGCUACCACCUGCGGCGGCACGAGUCCUGCCACACGGGCAUCAAAAUGGUGUCACGACCCAAGAAGACCACCACAGCGCCCACCAUGGUGCCUCUCAUCUCCACGGUGCCACGGGACAACAACGGCAACCCCUCCUACGUCUCUACCGUGGCAGGCAUCCUCACAACGGCCACCACCUCGGCCUCUACGGCGGUUGGCGUGAUGUCCGCCCUACCCCAGCAGCAGCAGCAGCAGCCCAGUGUGCCUAAAAAACCUCCCAAGCCGGUGAAGAAGAACCACGGUUGCGAGAUGUGUGGCAAAGCCUUCCGAGACGUUUAUCAUCUAAACCGGCACAAGCUAUCGCACUCGGACGAAAAACCCUUUGAGUGCCCAAUCUGCCACCAGCGCUUCAAAAGGAAGGACCGCAUGACCUACCAUGUGCGCUCACAUGAUGGGGGUGUGCAUAAACCUUACAUCUGCUCUGUGUGUGGGAAGGGCUUCUCCAGGCCAGAUCAUCUCAGCUGUCAUGUUAAGCAUGUUCACUCCACAGAAAGACCUUUUAAAUGCCAAGUAACGGCUUGCACGUCUGCUUUCGCUACCAAAGACCGUCUGCGCUCGCACAUGAUCCGCCAUGAGGGCAAGGUCACCUGCAACAUCUGCGGCAAGAUGCUGAGCGCCGCUUACAUCACCAGCCACCUGAAGACCCACGGCCAAGCCGGCUUCACCUCCCCCUGUAACAAAGACACUAACAACGUGUGCAACUCUGCCUCAGCCACACCAGUCACUGCCUCGGCUGUCGCCAGCACUACGACCAUGAACCGUGGCACGGUCAGCAAUCCAGUCACCAUCGCCUCCAACACAGUCAACAUAACGGCGCCGGUCAGCCUGCAGCACCCGGUCACCAUCACUGCUCCUGUGAACAUCGCCUCAGUCAAUAUACCAGCCACGGCGCCCAUGAACAUCGCUCAUCCAGUGGCCAUCACCACACCCAUGCCCAUGAACAUCACUGGCCCUCUGAACAUCGCCAUGAGGCCAAUGGAGAGCAUGCCGUUCCUUUCCCAGGUCCUGCCUUCUUCCCCGCCCUGGUAGAACCGAACGUCCACUCAUACACGUCCAACCCUCGUGUUUUAUUUUAAAACAUUGUCUCCUGUUCUGGUCUUCCAUCAGUAGCAUGGGUCCUGUGUGAAGAAAGGGCAUGGAAGGACGUGAGGUAGAAGCUACAAACUAGUGCGGACAGACCGCAGCAGCAGCAGAUGAGAAGAAGUGAAGAUCUAGUAGAUGUUAGAUGGCACUCUGGUUAUCCUUAUUUUUGGCUAAAGAGUAAGCCAACCCAGACUGUCUAGAAUUUAGUGAAGUUGCUUAAGAAAGGAAAAUAAGUAGUUAAUGCAUGGAGUGGAGGCCUAACAUGCUGUAUGUUUGGUGAUUUCACUUUGCUAGUGCCAGAAAAUCUCUGCCAGUAGCCAUUUGAAGAGGAGCAAAUUGCUCCAUCAAAUAGUUUGUGUGACUGGUAUUAACGGUUUUAUGAACUGUGAGGACUUUAUUUUUGUUAUUUUAGCUUGCUCAUCAGUAUUCCCUAGUUUUAUGCAUUGAGUCGUGUACUACAAAAGGGACAGAGGCUUCCAUUUUGUGGAAGAUGGUUGUUAUUAUUAUUAUUAUUAUUAUUAUUAUUAUUUUUUAACAAUACUAUCUACGUAAGGAAAGCUGUUCCAAGGAUAAGUGGUUUUACUUUUCGUGCAGACCACUUAAAACUGUAGCUGUUUUUCUAGUUUUGACGUAAUUUCUGGAGAUGGUCAUUCCUGGUAGAAGAAAAAUUGUAGUAUUGUUUUGAAUAGCUGGGAUAUCCUUCUGCUUAGUGGGUGAUGGACAUUACAGUAGCGAUUUGACACAAGUCUUGCACUGAAAACAUAUCUGAUUGGUGAUAUCCUAAUGGCAGUAUUAUGAAUUUUUUUUUUGUUAUUAUUUUUUUGGUAGUUAAGCUUCCUUAUGUAGAUGUUUGGUCAUCUAGUGGCUUCAAUCAGCACACUGAAAAUGUUCCCCAAGAUAGAAACAAUAUUUUUAAGAGUGUUAAGUCAAUGAGAAAUCUCUACUCUUCCUUCUAUAAGGAUGAGGGCUGAACUCCAUGGACCUUUGCUCAGGUUCUUUGCUGAGAGAAACCCACUCAUUUGACACUCAUAUUAGUAGGAUCAUGCCCAACACUUUUCCAACCUCCUUUUUUAAUACACUAAACCAUUGUCUCCUUAUUUUCUGAAACUUUGAAGUCCCUUGAAGCUGCCACUCAUCUUUGUCAGAAUAGCUGUCUGUUAGGCCUGUGCCUGGUGACGGCUAACCGAGGUACUGCGAUAACUGCCACUAGUGAGGGUAAAAGCUCAUUUACUGCAGGUUUGAAAACAAAUGUUCAUUUACUGACUUAUUUGAAAGACACUAAUAUUUCCACAGGUGAACAUCAUUUUUAACUACUUUGAUAUUUUAAUACCACAUUUAUUGCACCUAGAAUAGAUGAAAUUGUUGUAGAACUGCGACUUGAGUUGCGUUGGUUGAGCUGCACUGGUUGAAUGUGCUCGAUGCUGCAGGCAGAUGUCAUGCCUUCAAAAAGCCCUCCGAGGAUGUACAUUUUAGGACAUCCACAGGCCACAGUGUCAGGUUUCGGACAAAACGGCUUUGGGUCUCAGGAAAAGCGUUAUCAGCAGGUGUCAGACUGCAAACUUUCCAAUGACAGUCACAGUACCAUUCUUUAUAACUAGAUUACACUUUUGUGGCCAAAUUAAAGAUGACCAUGUACUACAACUUCAAUUUUAACCAAGCUAAGCAUAUAAUUUUCUUUUUAGCUUUAACUCACACUGUGUUUGUUCUUGCCUCUGCUUCAGAGUUGGAGGCCAUCUAAAAAUUAAGGCAAGAUAAAGAUUUUGCUAUCAUAAUAUUAGUAGUAGUGGUAGUGGUGGUGGUAGUAAUAUGUCUGAGUACAUCUGCAAGUGCUUCUGGACAUGUUAUCAACAGUGUUUCUGGAAGCAUCAGCUACACCUACAGAGAUAAAACUAAUAAUAAUAGCAGUAAUAACACUUCCAGUAAUUUUUAGACAGUUAUCUUCGCAGUUAUCUGAAUAAGAGCAUCCUGUAACCGGCACAGGCCUACUGUGUAUUAUGAAUGUGCUUCAGUUUAUUAGGUUUACUUUUUUUGUUCCUUGAUUACGGUUAAACCAAAACUGCCAUCUGUUGUUCAGGGUUUGUUGGCUUGGUGUUUAUCCAUGACACUCACCUCUGCUCCAAAUGACUGUAGGAAGUUAGUAAUGAACCAAGGCAAAGUAUUUCAUCCUUUAUGGAUGGUAAAAGCAAUAUCUAGACUGAACUGCUAACCCAUUCCAUUCCUUUCUGACUUAGUUUGUGAAGUUACCCUCCUCUUGAUUGUGUGGUCUGUGUUUUAGGGGUGAGUCUGGACAAACGAGAGAAUCAGCUAAAUGUGCCCAUACUUUAACAGUCAGGGCUGCAGUUGUGGCCCAAAUAUUAUUUUAUUUUAAUAACUAAGGCUGUGUUUAGACGGCAGAGGAAACGUCCUAAAGAGACUCCAAUUUAUUUUUAUCCUCUAUGACCCAAGGCUGGGGGUUUGAACAUUCUGCUACCUUGCUGAAAUGACUGUCAGCAUAUGAAUAUGGUCAAAACUGGAACUGUUCUAGUUAGAUUUAGAGAAUUUGAAUUAUUUUCUGGUCACAGUGAUUGAAAAUAAACAGAUUUGACCGCAAAUAUGUGGCUGCAAAGAAAUCAGACUGAGUUUAAACAAAGCCUAAAACCUACUGUAUGUUUUAAAUUCCUUUGGUAUUAAACUGUCUCCCCAUUUCAACUUGUAGCAGCAUUUUCAUACAUUGCAUGAACUUCCCAGUGAGGAACGUGGUGCCUGAAGCGAUUUCCUUUUCGUUUGUCUGUCUGUGUGUGUGUCUGUCUGUCUGUCUGUCUCUGUCAGAGAGCGUUGCCUUGUUUAACAGGGGCAUCUUGUUUGACUUUGAAAACUGGAAUUUGAGGAAUGGGACUGAUGUGACUGGUUAAAAUCAUUACAGAACAUUUGGGUUUGGAGUAUGCUUAUGCUAAAUGUUUGUCUCUCCACAGUGGCAUUAAUUCUGUGCCUGAUCUGAAAAUGUCUGAAAAUGCCACAGUGUGGAACAUGUCAAAUGUGUGUGAAGAUUUAAGAAUUGUUUUGAUUUGGACAAAGUCACAUUUGAGGAAUUUGUCAUGAGGAUUUUCCUGAAGUAUUGUCUUUUAAACGCCUUAUGCACCAACAGUAUCUUUUUAAAGAAACAUGUUUGAUUACUAGUGAGGGAAGACAUUUAUUUUCCGGUUUGGAUUGGAGAAUGAAACUGUAGUUCAGUCCUUUUUAAAAAUUUUGAUGAAUUGGCAAAAUCUUGUGAAUGCCAGUGAAUGUAUAUCUUUGUACAAAACAGUUAGCUCAGAGGAUGUGGUAGAUAUGUUAGACAUGUGCAAGGAAAAACGAAAACAAGUAAAAUAACCUUUUAUAAAACUUUUUGUAUUAGAACAUUAACAUUGAUAAUUUUGUAUAUAUGAAGACUAGGCUUUUUUGGUUAGCAGAAAGGUAAAACAUUCCUACAUUUUUUAAAUGUAUGUAUGUCAAGAACAAUUAUGUAAACACGAUGCGCAAUGUUUAAUGUGCCUUUUAUUUGGGUUGUCUAAAUAAAAGAAAAUUGUAAAACAUGGA